This is a messenger RNA of Biomphalaria glabrata, 1014 nucleotides long. RefSeq names its product serpentine receptor class gamma-16-like. The record is from RefSeq and is a predicted model, not a curated record. Gene Ontology annotation, biological process: G protein-coupled receptor signaling pathway. Bases 1 to 1014 code for a protein of 337 amino acids. Gene Ontology annotation, molecular function: G protein-coupled receptor activity. NCBI's taxonomy places the organism in Eukaryota, Metazoa, Mollusca, Gastropoda, Planorbidae. Gene Ontology annotation, cellular component: membrane. The transcript has a single exon.
AUGGUGAAUCAUACGUCUCCAGGAAUCAUGUGUUUUAAUAACAAUAUCACAGAUGAAAUUGCAGAACUUGUUAUUACUGUGAAUUAUUUUAUUCUGAACGCUAUUAUCGGUUUUACUGGACUUGUGGUGAAUGUUAUCAAAGUGAUUGUGUUUUUCAAACUUGGACUUAAUGACAGCACCAACAUUUCCUUCUUCGUCCUGUCACUUGCAGAUACUGGAAUUGGAAUACUGAUGGUUGGUUUUAGUACAGUCUUCAACCCUUUGUUCAAACAAGCUGUCAUGUACAUUGACGUUGCAGUGUCCAUAGCUUAUUAUUGUGUGGCCUGGCCGUACGGUUUCUUCAGUCGUGUCGCAAGUCUUAUGACCGCAGUCAUCACUGUGGAGAGAUUCUUGUGCGUAACAUUUCCUUUAAAGGUUAAAGAGAUCUUCAACCCGACCGUUGCUGCCACAAUUUCUAUAAUCUUGAUACUGAGUGUGCUGGUCAGUGUUAUACCAGCUUUUGUAGCUACGAGACUUGGCCCAGUGUUUAAUGAUAAACUCAACCUAACACUAUUAGGACUUGUUCAAACUGAGUCGCGAGCACAGCUAGAGAGCGUCUCGUUUUUGUGUGUGGCUAUCUUUCAAAUAGUUUCUAUAGGAGUUAUAACGUCAUUCACCAUAGCAUUGACAUAUACAUUUCUUCAAAGUACAAAAUGGAGAAAGCAAGUGUCCAAUAAAAGUGAGCAGCUUUCAACCAAACACAAGAGACUGGUCAAGAUGGUCAUUUUCAUGUCCAUUUCAUUUUUAAUUUUCUCCAUCCCCUCAAUGAUAUUUAUAUUUCUUGCUGUGUUUCAGGAAGGAUUUACCAAUGACGGACCUUGUAAGAACGUAUUUUACCUUGUCAGUUCUUUUAUCUUUCCAACUGACGCUAUUAAUUCUAUAAUUAGUUUUGUUCUAUUACUUCACAUGAGCUCCAAGUUUAAACACAUCCUUAGACUCAUGUUUUUUGGGACCAAACGCCUAAAGAAACACUAG